Molecule: messenger RNA, 2695 nt
Organism: Pistacia vera
Lineage: Eukaryota; Viridiplantae; Streptophyta; Magnoliopsida; Sapindales; Anacardiaceae
Product: potassium transporter 5-like
Biological process (GO): potassium ion transmembrane transport
Cellular component (GO): membrane
Molecular function (GO): potassium ion transmembrane transporter activity
Source: RefSeq, a predicted model, not a curated record
AUCAAUCAGUACUAGUCCUGCUUCAUUUGUAUUUCUAAUAAGGUUUUUGAAAUGUCUGGCGAUACAGUAAACGACGGCAAAGAUGAGAAGCAGGAGAUAGCUUCUCAAGAACUCACAGCAAGGAAACUUUCAUGGCAAAAUUUAAGAUCUGAUUCCUUGGACAUUGAAUCCCGCAAGGUUUCUAGUCAUCAUGCCCAUGCCACCAACAUUAAGGAUGCUUUGAUUUUCUAUACUUUCACCUUGAUCCCGCUAAUCAAAUAUGCAUUCAUUGUCUUACAGGCCAACGAUAACGGUGAAGGAGGGACGUUUGCUCUAUACUCACUCUUAUGUCGAUAUGCGAAGGUCGGGUUAACACCAAGUGAACAAGGUGAGGAUUUUGAUGUGUCAAACUUUCAGGUUGAGUCACCUAGGCCUAGCAAACGUCUAAUGAGGGCUUCAAGACUGAAAUAUAUGCUUGAGAACAGUCAAUUUGCCAAGUUCUUUCUACUGAUCACCACCAUGCUUGGUACUUCCAUGGUCAUUGGCGAUGGUGUCCUUACUCCUUCUAUUUCAGUUUUAUCAGCAAUGGAAGGCAUCAAGGUAGCUACACCUGCAAUGACAGAAGAUCGAAUUGUUGGGGUAUCAGUGGCCAUCUUGGUUUGCCUAUUCGCUGUUCAAAGAUUUGGAACUGACAAAGUAGGCUAUAGCUUUUCUCCAAUACUUUGUAUUUGGUUCGCACUCAUUGGUGGCAUCGGUGUCUAUAACUUCUUCAAAUUUGAUCCAAUGGUGAUUAAAGCUCUCAAUCCAGUAUACAUUGUAGAUUAUUUUAGAAGAAACAAGAAACAGGGUUGGAUUUCCCUUGGUAGCAUUAUCCUUGUCACAACAGGAGCCGAAGCAAUGUUUGCCGAUGUCGGUCAUUUCACAUGGUCUAUACAAAUAAGCAUGUGUUGUUUGAUUUAUCCUCAAAUUUUAGCAUAUAUUGGACAAGCCUCCUUCCUUCGCAAGCACCCUGAUCUUGUAGGCGAUACCUUCUACAGUCAUUUGUAUUGGCCUAUGUUUGUGGUGGCACUAUUGUCAUCAAUAAUAGGAAGUCAAUCUAUGAUUUCGGGGACUUUCUCUAUAAUUCAGCAAUCCCUUGCCCUGGGAUGUUUCCCUCCGGUGAAAAUCGUGCAUACAUCCACCAAAUAUAAAGGACAAGUUUAUAUUCCAGAAGUUAAUUAUCUACUUCUGCUGGCUUGUGUUGGAGUUACUCUUGGUUUUAGGACAACGGCAAAGAUCAACAAUGCCUACGGAAUUGCGGUGGUGUUUGUAAUGGUACUGACAUCAAGCUUGUUGGUUCUUGUCAUGAUAAUGAUAUGGAAAUCUAACAUACUUGUUGUUAUAUCUUAUGUUCUUAUCAUUUGCUCCGUGGAGUUGAUUUAUUUGAGUUCUGUCCUUUACAAAUUUGACCAAGGAGGAUUCUUACCACUAGCCUUUUCUGCUCUUCUUAUGAUAAUAAUGUGUGUUUGGAACAAUGUGUAUAGAAGGAAGUACUAUUAUGAGCUUGAACACAAGAUUUCUCCUGAAAGGGUAAAGGAGAUAGCUGCUGAUACAAAUUUCUGUCGAAUUCCUGGACUUGCCAUGUUUCACUCAGAGCUUGUUCAUGGGAUCCCACCAAUUUUCAAGCAUUAUGUGGCAAAUGUGCCUGCAUUGCACUCAGUCCUUGUUUUCGUCUCUAUCAAAUCAUUACCAAUUAGCAAGGUUGCACCAGAAGAACGGUUUCUUUUCCGUAGAAUAGAAGUAAAUGAGCUUAAUGUGUUUCGUUGUGUCGCAAGAUAUGGGUACAGAGAUGUUCGCUAUGAGGAAGAACCGUUUGAGAGAAUAUUAGUCGAAAAAUUGAAAGAGUUCAUAAGAGAAGAUUAUUGGCUAUCGCAAACAAUCACCAAUCAUGCGGAGGUUAGUGAAGGGAACGUAGAAUUUAUUGAUGCGCCAAUUAGAAGAGAGAACGAAGGUGAAAAGGAUGUAAGAUUGGUUCAAGAAGAAGAGCAAAAAGAGGCAGUACUGGAGAGAGAGAUCGAAUUGGUGGAUAGAGCAUUGUGUGCUGGUGCUGUUCACUUGAUUGGUGAGGGUGAAGUGAUUGCAGGAAAAGGAGCUGGUAUUGGGAAGAGGGUUUUGAUAGAUUAUGCUUACAAUUUCUUGAAGAAAAACGUGAGACAAAGUGACAAAGUAUUUGACAUUCCUCACGAGCGAAUGCUCAAAGUGGGAAUGACAUAUGAGCUUUAGAACACAUAUUAAGUAAAGGUGGGACGAACUUGAAUAUUUUGGAAGCCAAGAUGUUUAUUAUAUGGAGGUGUUUAUAAUUAAUUUAUCAUAAAAGAUAUAUUGUCAUCACUGUAGAGGAGAAAUUCAGCAAUCAAGAAGUAUGUUCAUGUUGUAAAAGAAUGUGGAAUAACAGAUCAUUUAUAAGAAUGUUAUGGAUGUAUAUAGGCUUGGGAUUACCCCUGCAGUGGAAGUGGGUUAUGUGUUGUUGUUCAAGUAUGUAUGCACAAGGUACUUUGUUAAUUAAGCACAGCCAAAUGGGUCAAAUAAGUCAUAAGGUUCUUUGUUAAUUAAGCUCGAACACAUGAUCUCUAGGUAAUCCAAAGUCUUGUCAUCCGGCCGUCAAGUGAUUCAUUGGGUUUGAUUUUAUGUACAUUAAUUUUAUUCCUUGUAUAAUGUGUUGAUUUCCAAGAUAUAU